AUGGAAAUAGCUGGUUCUUAUGAAGGAUCAGUGACCAUUGGGCUCAAUAGACGGCUGGACAAUAUCGACAAUACAAUUGCCGCAGCAAAGGUCGCCAAAUCAGAGGUUGCUACUCUUUAUGCUAUUGAGCUUGGAAACGAACCGAACUUCUUCACUUCAAGUGAUCCAAUCGCGGAUGGCCAGUCAUGGACGGCUGCAGCUGACGCAGCUUCGCAGGUCUUGUGGCAAGCAUCUGUAGGCAGUGCUUUGGACAAAACGUCAUUCGCCCAAGCUGGUGUCUUCUUCGGCGUGGGUACAUUCAAUGUGAGCAAUUUAGCCCAGAAAGAGGAAGAAGCCGAUACCACCCAAUACGUGCGCUCUUUCUGCCACCAUUACUAUCCGCAAUCAGCAUCUACCGCGGACCUAGAUGAAUUGAUGAGCCAUACCGAGAUUGUGGAGGGAGUGGCAGAGUUCCAGAGCCAAGUAGUGGCUGCACAGGAGCUCGACAAAGAUUUUGUCAUGGGAGAAACAAACUCGGCGACCGGUGGAGGUGGUGGUAUUAGCCCUACCUUCGGUGCCGGGCUUUGGAUCCUGGACUACGUCAUGCAAGCCACCAUUCUAGGUGUUAAACAAUUAUUCUUCCACCAAGGAACAAUUGGCAACUGUACGUAUCUCAUGUUGUUGCUUAUGUCUGGUUGGCGCAAGUUAACCCAUGGUACAGGCCCGUAUUGCUGGUGGGACGAAUCGGUGAAUGCGCCAUUCUACGGCGCCUAUACCGCCGCCCUUGCCCUCUCUGGUGCCUCCAAAGCCGCCCAGCUAGACACCGGGAAUAGCCGGUUCGCAGCAUACGCCUUCUACGAUAGCAGUGACCAGCCCGUUCGUGUACUGCUGUACAACUCGGAGUAUUAUACCUCAGGGACACGGAGCAGCGUGAGCGUGACACUGAGUGGCAUUCCCUCGACAUCCCCUUCCGUAUCCGCAUUGCGAUUAACUGGAGACGCCGCAACAACGACCGUCGGGGAGGGGGCGAUCACCGUCGGAGGACAGACUUUUGCGAACGCGACAUGCGAAUUACAGGGCACAAAGGAUAUGGAGACGACGCAAGCAACAGCAGGACGGGCGACAUUCACUGUCCAGGCAUCUGAGGCGUUGCUUAUUUAUGUGUAA
Messenger RNA from Aspergillus luchuensis, 1146 nucleotides. Its product is annotated as glycosyl hydrolase family 79 C-terminal domain-containing protein. The transcript has 5 exons. The record is from RefSeq and is a predicted model, not a curated record. NCBI's taxonomy places the organism in Eukaryota, Fungi, Ascomycota, Eurotiomycetes, Eurotiales, Aspergillaceae. The coding region runs from base 1 to 1146 and encodes 381 amino acids.